Molecule: messenger RNA, 6619 nt
Organism: Perca flavescens (yellow perch)
Lineage: Eukaryota; Metazoa; Chordata; Actinopteri; Perciformes; Percidae
Gene: myo3a
Product: myosin IIIA
Exons: 35
Coding region: 484-6066 (1860 amino acids)
Biological process (GO): peptidyl-serine phosphorylation; sensory perception of sound; positive regulation of filopodium assembly
Cellular component (GO): filopodium tip; myosin complex; photoreceptor inner segment
Molecular function (GO): ATP binding; protein binding; protein serine/threonine kinase activity
Source: RefSeq, a predicted model, not a curated record
CAAACUGAAUUUAUUUGAGCCAAGCUCAAAUAAAGCAGAUAUCAUCAUACCUGAACUGAACCCUCAGUCCAGCUCUGGCUCAGCCCCACAGCGGCUCUCUCCCCCAGCAGUGCCCGCCCGUCGUGUAAUGGGACACUGCUAAACGAUGCUAAGAGCACUCUAGUGCAGUCAUGGCCUGUUGCACAUGACUCGCUCCUCGCUGCCGUCCAUGUUCUCACCUGUUUUGUAGCUUCUACGGGCUAGUUUAUGACACUGUUAGCAUCGGCUGCUACUGGACCUCCUCAUGCUAAAACUAAUUACAUUAUUCCUUGAGCCUAACUUUGGCAUUCUCUGCAAUAUUGUGUUCCUUAUUCUUGAUGUAUAAUAUAUUAUAGCAGAGGAGGUUGGGGCACACAGGAACUACACCCUGCUCCUGCUUGCUAACGCUAUCAUCCACAACUGAUACUCAAGCAUGUAAAAUGCACAGUGAGAUCUCUCCUAAAGAUGUUUCCACAACCAGGGAAAUCGAUUGUCUUCGACAACUUUCCAGAUCCCACUGACGUCUGGGACAUCGUUGAGACAAUUGGGAAAGGGACCUAUGGAAAAGUCUACAAGGUGCUCAACAAACUUGAUGGAAGUAAAGCGGCUGUAAAGAUCCUUGAUCCAAUCCAUGAUAUUGAUGAGGAGAUCGAAGCAGAGUACAACAUCCUCAAAGCUCUUUCUGACCACACCAAUGUUGUCAAAUUCUACGGGAUGUACUACAAGAAGGAUGUGAAAUGCGGUGACCAGUUGUGGCUCGUACUGGAGCUCUGUAAUGGCGGCUCUGUGACAGAUCUGGCUAAAGGCAUGCUGAAGAGAGGAGACCGAAUGGAUGAAGCCAUUAUUGCCUACAUCUUGCACGAGGCCCUCAUGGGCCUCCAGCACCUGCACGUCAACAAAACCAUCCACCGCGACGUCAAAGGCAAUAACAUCCUGCUGACGACACAUGCAGGGGUCAAACUCGUGGAUUUUGGUGUUUCAGCCCAGCUGACGAAUACCCGUCUGAGGAGGAACACCUCUGUGGGAACUCCCUUCUGGAUGGCUCCGGAGGUAAUAGCAUGUGAGCAGCAGCUGGACUCAACCUACGAUGCUCGUUGUGAUGUCUGGUCACUCGGCAUCACCGCCAUAGAGCUGGGAGAUGGAGACCCACCCCUCUCCGAACUCCACCCAAUGAGAGCCCUUUUCAAAAUACCCAGAAAUCCUCCACCUACUCUCCACCAGCCGGAGCUCUGGUCAGACGAAUUUAAUAACUUCAUCUGCAAAUGUCUGAUUAAGGACUUUGAGCUGAGACCAAAUGUGCUAGACCUGCUCCAGCAUGUGUUCAUCAAACAGAUUGUUGACAGAGAGAAAAUACUGCAGAAACAGUUAAUUGAACUCAUUGAUCUCAACCAACAAAUCGGAGUCGUUGAUAAAACAAGUUCUAGGCAUGAACGCAUCCACACUAAAAGAGGAGGCCACAUGAAGACACAGACUGACCCCGAUGAGGUGGAGGACCUCGCCACCCUAGAAGUUCUGGAUGAGAACACGGUCACAGAGCAGCUCCAGACUCGCUAUGGACGAGAUCAAAUCUACACGUAUGUUGGAGACAUCCUCAUCGCAGUCAAUCCUUUCCAUAAGAUGGAGAUUUACACAUCCCAGUACACCAAGAUGUACAUAGGGGCUAAGCGUACAGUUAACCCACCGCACAUCUUCGCUGUGGCCGAUAUCGCCUACCAGUCCAUGGUGUCGUACAAUGCAGACCAGUGUGUUGUGAUCAGUGGGGAAAGUGGAGCUGGGAAAACAGAGAGUGCUCAUCUGUUGGUACAGCAGCUGACAGUACUUGGCAAGGCCAAUAAUCAGACGCUCCAGGAGAAGAUCCUUCUCGUUAACAGCCUGGUGGAAGCAUUUGGAAACGCCUGCACCGUCAUCAAUGACAACUCCAGCCGCUUUGGCAAGUACCUGGAGAUGAAGUUCACCUGCGGAGGAACAGUGGUCGGAGCGCAGAUAUCCGAGUACCUGCUGGAGAAAUCCAGGGUCAUCCACCAGGCAGUAGGGGAGAGGAACUUCCACAUCUUCUACUACAUUUAUGCUGGCCUGGCUGACAGGAAGAAACUAGCCCACUACAAGCUCUCUGACAGCAAAACACCUAAGUAUCUGUGUAAUGAGCACAUUAAAUUAGGGCCUGACAUAGUGAGCAACACCUUCUACAAGGAGCAGUUUGAUGCAGUCGAGCAGUGUUUCAAAGUCAUUGGAUUCACCCUGGAGGAGCUGGGCAGUGUUUACAGCACUCUGGCUGCCAUCCUCAACUCCGGAGAUAUUGAGUUUUCUCCGGUUGCCUCUGAACACCAAACAGACAAGAGCGACAUCUCCAACAUUUCUGUCCUGGAGAAUGUGGCAUCACUGCUGUGUAUCCGCUCAGACGAGCUCCAGGAAGCCCUGACCUCCCACUGUGUUGUGGCCCGGGGAGAGACCAUCGUCAGGCCCAACACGGUGGAAAAGGCGGCGGAGGUGAGAGACGCCAUGGGCAAGGCUCUCUACGGCCGCCUCUUCAGCUGGAUUGUCAACAGAAUCAACGCACUGCUGCGUCCUGACAGCCACCCAGGAGAGGACGACAAGGGCUUUAACAUCGGCAUCCUGGACAUCUUUGGUUUCGAGAACUUCAAGAAGAACUCUUUCGAGCAGCUCUGCAUCAACAUCGCCAACGAGCAGAUCCAGUUUUACUUCAACCAGCACAUAUUCGCUUGGGAACAGGAUGAGUACCUGAAUGAGGAGGUGGAUGCUCGGAUGAUUGAGUACGAGGACAACCGGCCCCUCCUGGACCUGUUCUUGCAGAAGCCCAUGGGGAUGCUCUCGCUCCUGGAUGAGGAGAGUCGCUUCCCCCAGGCCACCGACCAGACCCUCGUAGAGAAAUUUGAAAAUAACCUGAAGACCAAAAUCUUCUGGAGACCAAAGAGAGUUGACCUUGGCUUUGGUAUUCACCACUACGCUGGAAAGGUAAUUUACAACGCUGCCGGCUUCUUGGCCAAGAACAGGGACCUGCUACCGGCCGACAUCGUCCUGCUGCUGAGGUCGUCAGAAAACGAGCUUGUUCGCAAGCUUGUCACCCAUCCCUUAACCAAAACAGGCAACCUUGCCCACACCAAGGGUAAAGGCAAACACACAAUGCGCAGCCCGCGGACGCCGACACGCACCAUCACCUUCGCCAAGCCAGGUGAACCUGCAGACACGCCUUACCACCCGAGAGAAACCACCAACAUGAGAACACAGACAGUGGCCUCUUACUUCAGAUACUCUCUGAUGGACCUUCUGUCCAAGAUGGUGGCAGGGCAGCCUCACUUUGUUCGCUGUAUCAAACCAAACAACGAUCGCCAGGCCAGUAAGUUUGACCGGGAGAAGGUCCUGGUUCAGCUGCGAUACACUGGAGUUCUGGAGACCGCCAAGAUCAGACGGCAGGGCUACUCUCACCGCAUCCUGUUUGCUAACUUCAUGAAGAGGUAUUACAUCUUGGCUUUCCAUGCUCAUGAGGAGCCGGCUGUGACUCAAGAAACAUGUGGUGCAGUACUGGAGAAGGCCAAGCUGGAGAACUGGGCAAUGGGGAAGACUAAGGUGUUCCUCAAGUACUACCACGUUGAACAUCUGAACCUGAUGGUGCAGCAGGCCACACAGCGGAUCAUUCUGCUCCAGGCUUACGUGCGAGGCUGGCUGGGAGCCAAACGAUACCGGCUGGUGUUAAAAGAGAGAGAACAGAGUGCUCUGGUGCUGCAGUCAGCUUACAGAGGUCAUAAAGUUCGGAAGAGAGUGGCCGAUGACAAAAGCAAAGCAAAGUUUGAGGCCUUGAUCGGCCAGUUUCAGGCUGUUUGCAAGGGCCAUCUGGCAAGAAAGAAAUACAAGGAGUUGGUAGAGGAGAAGAACAAAGCUGCAACCAAGAUUCAGGCUCGCUACAGAGGGCACAAGGAAAGGAAAAGCUUCAAAAGAAAACGGGAAGCCAAAGAAAAAGAGCAAGCACAGAAGGCCCUUAAAGAAAAAGAGGAAGAGACUCCUGAACCAGAGGAGAUCACCAAUGAAGAAAGUUCCUCCGCUCCCGCAGUCGAAGGGAAUAACGAGGAAGAUGAAACUAAGGCUGCCAUUGUUCUCCAGAGCAACUUCAGGGGCUACAAAGAGAGAAAAAAGUUUAAGGAGAGAAAAAAAACAAUGUCCGGAGCCGAAUUAGAGUUACCACCGAAUGCAGUGGUGGAACAAGAAGGUGGACAAGAGCCGACCGGCAAAGAAGAGGAAGAGGUAAAGACGGCUGAUAAAACGGAGAAUGACGACGACGAAGAAAGCACGUAUGAAGCAGAGGAGAAUGAUGACAGUGAUCACACGCAGGUGCCAGAAGAUGAGGAACACACAGAAGUGGCAGAUGAAGCCGUGAUUGAGGAUGCACUGGCAGCAGAGGCUGGAAAAGAAGGGCAGGAGGAGGACAAGAAGGAGGAGAACGCUCAAGAGAAGGCUGCAGGGGAAGAGGCUGUUAACAUAGAAGAAGAAACCAAGGCUGCCACUGUCAUCCAGAGUAAUUUCAGAGGUCACAAAGAGAGGAAGAGGUUGCAGGACGAAGGCAAGAUCCCAGCUAAGAAAGAGAAAGCGAAAGGUCCUUCUGGUGAAAAGGCAGUGCCCACAGUAAGCAGUCCUGCGGGUGAGGAAGAGGUGCCCGCAGGUCAAACGCCAGCAGAAGAAGUCGGCAACGUGGCGACAGAAAAAGAAGAAGAAUCGCCGAAAGCUCAAGAUGCAGCAGAUGCUUCUUCAAGUGACGUCCAGUCAGAGGGCCAAGAACAGGCCAAAGCAGCUGUGGUGCUUCAGAGCAACUUUCGUGGCCACAAGGAGCGCAAACGACUCGAAGAGGAAGGAAAGAUCCCGAAGAAGAAAAAGAAGGAAAAAGAAAUUACACCCAAACCUCCAAAAGAAGAAGAAGAAGAACAGGUAACGCAGACAGAAGAAUCAGGGCCAGAAUCCCAGCCGGAUGCUUCUGCGGAGGGACUGGACGAGGAAAGAGCUGCUACUGUCCUUCAGAGUAACUUCAGAGGCCACCGGGACCGGAAGAAACUGAAAGCAGAGAGGGAAACACAAAAGAAAACAGAGGAAGAAGUUGCCAAUGAUGCAGAAGAGGAAACUAAAGAUGUGGACGAGGCCCUGGAUGUUACCGACGUGAUGAUAGAACGUAAAGAGGAGACAGAUGCUGAAAAAGAGAGACUGGAGGAGGAGCAGGCUGCAGUGAAGAUCCAGAGCAACUUCAGAGGGUACAAGGACAGGAAGAACCUGAAGGCCAACAAGCAAACAGCGCAGACAGAAGCUGCGCAACUAGAGAGCUUCUCCAAAGAGAUCACAAACACUUCUCAGGACUUCUUGGCCCUGCAGCACAAGUUGAAUGAGAUCAUCCAGGCCCAUCAAUCAAAUCCUGAGGACAAUGGCAUGUUUGUGAAAGGAAAAGCAAUCAAUGGCUUUGCUCCUCAGAAUCACCAAUCAACUGACAAGAGGCAGCCGAGGACCCCCCGCAGGACCCAGCAGCCAAAGACCCUCAACACACUAGAGGACUCCACCUAUUACAACUUGAUUCAUCGGUCUGUCCAGGAUGAUAAACGCAAGCCCAGGAAAGAGGAUCCAGGGAAGCUGCUGGAUGUGGAUGACCACUACUAUCGGGAACUGGCCACCAGCAGGUCUGAACCCUGCAUCUCCACAGAGGACACAUCACCCAGCAGUAUACCUGAGAGAAGACAGUCUACCGAGAGGAGAGGGUCCAUGGACAGGAAGCAGUCUACAGAGAGGAGAGGGUCCAUGGACAGGAAGCAGUCUACAGAGAGGAGAGGGUCCAUGGACAGGAAGCAGUCUACAGAGCUGACACCAGCAGCUGCCAGUAGACCGCCCAGAGAGAGGGCCGUCACUGAACCAGAGCCUCCCAAACCUGUGAGGGACAACAGGCACUCAGUUCCCAGAAUGCCCUCCACAGAGAGUCGGACUGAGGACAAUCCGUAUGACUUCAGACAUAUUCUGAGGAAGACCUCCCAGAGACGAAGGCUCAUCAAACACUACAAAUGACUGAACCGUUUUAGCCAUUUGGCAAAUAAUCUGUGUCAAUGUAUUAUCAUAUAUUAUGCUAUGUGAUAUACGAGUAUUUUAAUUCAUUACAGCUUCUUGAAAAACCUUGAGGCAAAUGAAAAGCACUGACUGCAUUGAUUAUAAUUAUUAUCACCAUCAGUCUAAUGAAUCUAAAUGCAGCAUAGACAGUAUAAGGGCAAAUGUAAAUAAUAAAAUGCUAUACCUUUAAAACUGUAAAUGAAGGUUUUAUUUAUGUAAUUUGUAAAUUAGACAUUGCUACAUUUGCUCAUGUUGCUGUAUCAGUUUCCCUUCUGGUUGGUCAAAUAUUGUGUUUGAGGUUGUCUAUAUCCAUUUAAACAUCAAAUAGAAUUGUAUAAAAUCACGUAAAUACAAAAGCCAUCAUUACUGUGCAUUUUAAUCCAUUUUGAAAGAUGUAUCUUUCGGGGGGGGAGCUGCUUCGGUGUUGUCAUGUUGUAAGAAAUGUACAAUUGUCCUGUUAUCUCUGUUUUGUUCAUUUAAAUGUAAAAUAUAUCAAAUUCCUUGUGAUGUUCAA